This is a messenger RNA of Exophiala mesophila, 1364 nucleotides long. RefSeq lists its product as uncharacterized. NCBI's taxonomy places the organism in Eukaryota, Fungi, Ascomycota, Eurotiomycetes, Chaetothyriales, Herpotrichiellaceae. The coding region runs from base 234 to 1127 and encodes 297 amino acids. Gene Ontology annotation, biological process: ergosterol biosynthetic process. The transcript has 3 exons. The record is from RefSeq and is a predicted model, not a curated record. Gene Ontology annotation, molecular function: iron ion binding; C-4 methylsterol oxidase activity.
AACCUCUGCCGUCGAAUUGGCUUCAAUCUACCAUUGUUCCUAGAUCCAGGAUACCUCACAUUCAUAACAAAAAGUUGACAUCCUAGAUUCAACUUUCAUUCUGCCUGCAAUCGUUUUCACUUCUCGACUUUCUACCCUAUAUUGUUUUGGUACCCCACUACGUACUUCCGCCACUCCCUCUACAAUCUCCCUCGACCCUUGAGGCACGACACGAGUGAAACACCGCCUUCAAGAUGCUGAACUCGACAGUUGCCUCGCCGGUGACCUACACAGACUACUUUAACGACAUUUCUCAAUAUAACGUCCACCUCAACGUCUUCGAACGGGCCUGGAUGGCAUGGUACGCUUACAUGCAGAACGAUGUUCUCGCCACCGGCAUCAUGUCUUUCACCCUACACGAACUUAUUUAUUUUGGCCGCGCCUUGCCGUUUAUUAUCAUGGACAAGAUCCCUUACUUCCGAAGAUAUAAGAUUCAAGCUCAAAAAAUGCCUACAUUGUCAGAACAAUGGGCCUGCGCUCGACUUGUCCUCCUCUCCCACUUCACUGUCGAGCUUCCCCAGAUCUGGCUGUUCCACCCCAUGGCCCAAUACACUGGCCUGUCAACCACGGUUCCUUUCCCUUCUUGGGUCACUAUGGCAUGGCAGAUUUCCUUGUUCUUUGUCCUGGAAGAUGCUUGGCACUACUGGUUACAUCGCGCCCUACAUACCCCUCGCCUCUACAAGAUGAUUCACAAGCUGCAUCACCAGUACAGCGCCCCCUUUGGCCUCGCUGCCGAAUAUGCAUCGCCUCUGGAAACCAUGAUUCUUGCAUUCGGAAGCGUCGGCAUUCCCAUUGUGUUCUGUGCCAUUACCAAGAAUCUGCACAUUGUCACCAUGUAUAUCUGGAUCGUUCUCCGUCUGUUUCAAGCCAUCGAUGCACACUCCGGCUAUGAGUUCCCGUGGAGUCUGCACCACUUCCUUCCCUUCUGGGCUGGAGCCGACCACCACGAUGUCCACCAUGAAAAGUUCUUGGGAAAUUAUGCCAGCUCAUUCAGAUGGUGGGAUGCUGCCUUGGACACCGAUAUUGGAAGCUCUUGCGGCAACGCCAAGAAACGCGCUGCCAACGCAAAGCUCGAAAAAUCGCAGUGAUGAACAAACAGAAGCAUUAGUAUUCUGCGGACGGAGCCCUCGACCGCCUCUGUCGUACAUAAAUGGUCGAAGCAUUGGACAAUGUUGCAUGGAGCGUUACAUGGCGUUGGAUGGUCGGACAUGAUAGAUUGGACAGGGGAGUUUGGUGGCUGGGCUGUCGUUCACUCGAAGCUUGUACACUGGAUUUGUCGUCAAGAUACUGUUACAUACUGUAAUCAUACAAUUAUUACCCUUCCG